Orbilia oligospora ATCC 24927 is the source of this 1263-nucleotide messenger RNA. RefSeq lists its product as uncharacterized. NCBI's taxonomy places the organism in Eukaryota, Fungi, Ascomycota, Orbiliomycetes, Orbiliales, Orbiliaceae. The transcript has 3 exons. The coding region runs from base 1 to 1263 and encodes 420 amino acids. The record is from RefSeq and is a predicted model, not a curated record.
AUGCAUUCCUUAAAAUAUUUCCUCUUGGCUACGGCCUUCGUAGCUCAGGCAUCCGCUACAACAAAUCCUACGGCUUGUAACGCUGACAACUGUUUGAGAGCGCUGCGAGGGCUCUCCAGCAAAAGCUACGCUCAGGUUUCUUCCGAUUGCUCUAAGUAUAUAUAUAGCACGGUGGCACUUGAGGUUGUUACGGAAUACGAUACGACAACGAUACCCGUACGGGUAACUUUACCAACCAACAUUCCGUACACCACUACCGAGGAAACUAGUUUCGGGGUAGAGACCAAAACCGAAUAUGAUACCACUACCGAAAUUAGUUUCAGGAAUAUUAUGGUGACGGUCACCGGCGAGGCACCUGUACCGGCUCCUACAGAGAAAAAGCGAGCCUUGAAAGAGAGGCAUUGCACCGGCACUAGCCCUCUACCUUCAUAUGCUACGCCGUGCUCUAGCGGGGUGCGAUAUGCUAGUGCUUGCUCCUGUCUUGGAGUUCCAGCCAGUAUUGUUACCAUUGCAGCUUCAACUACAACCUCUGUUGUUACCUUGUAUAACACGGAGACACUCUAUGCCGCAAACUCGGUUGCGGUUGAUACAGAAUAUAUCACUGUCCCCGCUGGAACCGAGACCAAAACUAUAGGAUCGACGGCGACUAUCGUCUCCGCUAGUGCAACUAACACUGUGUUCGCACUGGUUGAGGUUGAAGGCCCUCAUUCAGAUGGUCGACUCUGGAUGCCCCAGGUUAUGCCCUGGUGGCAGUUCUACUUCGCUGAUACUUCUCAUCCCCUAGUUCGGGAUUCUGACGGAAGAGUCUAUUUUGGUCAACUGGGUGCUAGAUGGUACGCGUACUGCGAGCACGGUUCGACGACAGCCUUUUUUGACCCUGGUGAAGGUAACGACGCAGCUGUAGUUCACUUCUACCGACGAAAUAUCCAAAGCAGUGCUGGAGUAGUGCUAUUGGGCACAGAGCUCUAUUGUGACUUCGGCGUAAACGAAGAUAUCAGCUGCCAUUGCACAACCCCCGAAGGCGAGUGGAAAGAUUUCAUGUACGGACCUUAUGGUCUUAUUCAGCUUUCUAAACAAGGCUAUCAAUAUCAGUCUGGUGAGGGAAAACUCGUGUUUAGGGCGUAUAGACCCAGGGUUGGCGAUUACUGUGGCCCGGAAUCUGAGUUGAAUGCGGUUUGUCCACAUUACUGGGACCCUAAUAGCUCCUAUAGCUAUAAAAAGAAGAGAAACUCUAAGGUGUGGAAGAGUCGAUUAUCGGACUGA